CCACGAUUAUAAAUAUUAAAAAUUCUUAACAUAAAUUUUAUUAUAGGCUUUUUCACCUACCUAAUAUGACAGGUACAUAUUGUGUAGUUUCUGGCUGUAAUGCAGAGUACUCUGCGUAUAAGAAGGCAGGAAUUGGUGUGUCAUUUCACAAAUUUCCCAGGCCAAUAGAUUUUGUUUCACAGACGAUUUUAAGUGAAUGGAUUAGACGAUGCGGGACUAGAAAUACUGAUCCUUUAAAAAAUCAUAUUUGCUCUAAUCACUUUUCGCCCACUGAUUAUGAAAGAGAUUUGCAAAAUGAAUAUUUAGGAUUGCCACCUAUGAAGAAGUUAAAAAAGACAUCAGUUCCCAAUAAAAAUCUUCCACAUGUGGUUUUGGCUGUAACAGAAAUGAAUGACGAAAACCAACUGGUAUCUCCAGAAGGACAAGUACAAAUGAUAAAGCCUGAUGAAUCUGGUAGUAGUACAUCAUUUGAUUCAUCAAAUUCAUAUUCAACUAUAAGCAGUGGGGAUUCAACGGAUUCUAGUAUGGGUGAAAUUUAUGGAGAUGCUAUUGAAUACAUAGCAGGCAGAAUAUAA
Molecule: messenger RNA, 575 nt
Organism: Psylliodes chrysocephalus
Lineage: Eukaryota; Metazoa; Arthropoda; Insecta; Coleoptera; Chrysomelidae
Source: the annotation of a GenBank genome assembly